Messenger RNA from Harmonia axyridis, 3247 nucleotides. RefSeq lists its product as uncharacterized. The record is from RefSeq and is a predicted model, not a curated record. Bases 508 to 2310 code for a protein of 600 amino acids. The transcript is spliced from 4 exons. NCBI's taxonomy places the organism in Eukaryota, Metazoa, Arthropoda, Insecta, Coleoptera, Coccinellidae.
CGAUCCGUUGAACGCAGCCAACAAACCAGACCAGCUAGUUUACUGCAAGCCAAGACAUCCGCGGCCGACUCUGACAGUUGUUUCAGUGUUAUUCAUUUGUUGUCUAAACGGCGAUGUGUUUUUUUCUUGUGGCACUCCUUCGCCGGACCUUCCUGUAUGGAAAGUGCAGAAACCAAGGGAUCUGGGAAGUAUGGGAAUAGUACACGUACGAUGAGAGAUUCGGAUGGUACAGUGCUGUUUCCUUGGAAACGAUUGUUGUGUUUAUUGUCGAGUUGAAUUUGUAUUCGUUGUGCCAACAAUGCUGGUUCUUCGGAUUCUCCGUUGGUGAUGGUUUGUUUGUAUGUGUUUUCGAUAAGGUCGCUUCCUCGCGAGUGCAACUGAUUAAAAAUGACCCUUAUGAUGAAAGUAACGAACGAUGUUUUCAGUUUGUAGCUGGAGUUACAUGGAUAUAUGGUUGGAAUUAGACUUCUUGAAUGAAAUAUAUGAAGUGAACCAACUCAAGGAAAAAUGGCCGCCACGCCUGGCCAAAUCAUAGCAGCGGCAGCCCGCUGGACCGAUGAGGGGUAUUACAUCCAGGAGUUCGUAUCAAAAAACAAACUCCCAGCUGUAGUGAAAAUAAUAAAGGGCCAAUACGGCGGCCUUGGGGUACCCACCCUGCCAAGUCCGGGCCUGCAGUCCAUCGCUCUCCUUGUGUCCGUCGGAAAAAGACAGAAAAUACUCGCGCAAGCGGUGAAAAUAAAGGAGGGGAAACGUUUGGUCAGUGUCGGUCCCCGGCUAGUGAUUCCAGAGACGUAUUCGGGAUAUUUCGAAUUGUUGAGUGAAGAAGGUAGGGCGGUACGAUGUAUCGAUAGCGUUUCUGAACUGUCUAGAAGAAGGGCGGAGGGCGGUUGUUUGGUCAGAGAGACGAUACGGGCGGUACAAGCCAAAAUUGAUCCCCAGACAGGGUCAGUGAGUCCAGAAGGUGCCAGAACAAUUCCUGCGGGUGAAAUACUAGUCCCAUUCGGAGAGAUCAGUCUGCCAGGUUCCAAGGGUCGUUAUCUCAAGUGCCUUGACCCAAAAGGAGAUACUCUGUUGCUCGGUUUGGAACAGAGAGGAAAAUUCUCGAUUUUAGCUCGAGAAGACAAUAUUAGUGGUGUCCACACAGCCAAAAACUUACUGAGUAAGAGAUUGCCGCUAACUGUGAGACUGGUACACGGUACUGCACCCAGAGGCAUCAAAAGCCCAAAUCAUUUUGUGCCAGAAAUUAGACUUCUUUCUAUCGUCGAAGAAGAACACAUAUUUGCUGUACCACUUCAGAAAGACGACCAGAAUGUAGUGGCUUUACCGUUGGGAGCACCCUUGAAACUGCUGAAGGCUAAAAAUGAGGAAAUAUUGAAAGGUAUGGUUGAAUACAACAGACUGGUGGAAAAAGUAACAAAACUAGCAUCUGAAGUAUGUGACCGAAUGCAAACUAUAGAGGGCAAACUAGGAGAAGGCAAGAAACUACCUCCAGCGCACCCCCCUGAUCCGAGAAACGGCUUCCUGUUACGCCGCAGUGCUUCCUCAGACUCAGCAAAUCACAAGCCCAAGCACUCCCACCGAAGGGAUGAGAAUAUUGUGCCUGUAUCGAAAAACUAUGACGAGAUCGAUCAAAUUUACGAUUAUGUCAGGGGUGUGGCACCUUUACCCAAGAAUAUCCGUUCCCCUUAUUCUGAACCAAGUCCUUCUUCCAUAUCCCACAGUUCCGCACCCUCGAACACCCACUCGUUAAAUGAUAUCAAACCCGAACCUCCACCUAUUGACACUAUUCCCACCAAAAAAUUGCAUGCAGAGAAACGAAACAGAAAGGCUUCGACUAUUCAAGAAGCUCCAACGAAAGUGGUUCCAAGUGUCGAAAAGACUCCUCCAGGACUCCCCAAACUCUUUGUAAAGAACGGACAGUCCCAACGAGUGAGGUUGCUUAGGCAAAAAAGUGCGUCUCCUAUCAAAGAAACUGCACCAACUAGCCGAUCCAAGACUGGUUCACCCUUGUUCAGCAUAAGGUAUAAGUCCUUAAACAGUUUGCAGGUCAUGGAGCUGGAUGGUACGUUAGAUUCCAGUAAUUCUGGAAAUGAUUCUGGUGGUGUUAUGAAACAGCCAGAAAAGCGGUCUAGGAAACUGUCAAGGCCAAGGAGUUUGACGAAUCUGAUCUGGGAAGUGAAGGAAUACCCUGAUAUAACAGUGCCAGUUAUAGAAAAGUCGAAAAAAGUUCAAGCAGCUGCCAUAAUAUCGAAGAAUAAGCAUUCUAAAUAUACCAUUAACAGUCAACGUCGAGGUACUCUAUAUUUAUGAAUUAGUGAUAUUGAGGGGGGAGACUGAAAUUUGAUAUGAAUAUAAAGUUUUCUGGCUCUGGUGUUCAAAAAACCACCAAGCAUAAUUAUAACAGGGUUCAAUGAUAUUUAUAUUACCCUUCUUUAUGCAGCCAAAUUAAAGGCAUGAAAACUGAUUGGAUGGUAAAUAUUUAUAAAUUGCCUUAAUAGAACUUUAAUUUGUUUAAAAAUAUCUCUGCCAUAUAUUGUUGAAGAUAACUCCUAAAAUAGCAUUCUGUCUAUCUUAUUUUUGCAAAAAUAUUCUUUGAAACUAUUUCUUAUGUAUUAGAAAAUAAUGAUAGAAGUUUAUGUGUUUAGGUAAAGUUGAUUUGGAGUUUUGGACUUGAAUUUUAAAUCUUUUGGAUAAUUUAUUAUCACUGAUGGUAAUUCUUGUUGACAUUUUAAAUAUGUAUAUGUAAUUUUGGUCAUCCCAUUCUUUUAAAUGGGUUAAAAAUAUAAUUUAUUCAACAUAAUGCUGAACAGAACAUAUCAUGUACCAAUUUUUCAAAUAUUUUUCGAUGUGCCUUUGAAAAGACUAAACCAUUUGUUAAGUGUAUGGUAUGAGUAAAAUAAUCUAUAAUUGCAGGAAUACUCCCUCCCAAUAUAAGCUUGUGAUUUUUAUCAUAUAUAAUAGCAUGCCUUCCAUUUUUUUGAUAUUUGUGAUUUUUCUAGUUUUAAUUCAACAUUAAUAAAUCGUAUUGUGAUAAUGUUUUCGCGAGAAAGUAUUUUUUCGAAACUUUUCUACCACAUAGGUCAUUUUAUUAUAUUAUUUGCAUUGAGGAUGAGCCCAAGGACCUGCAGAUAUUAUUUGGAUAGAUCAUAAUUGUUCUCAAUAUUUUGUAUGAUUGCUAAAAAUAAUGUAGUAGUAUUUAUGAACAUUUUUGGUCAAAUUUAAUAAAGUGCUAUUUUCUUCAGUUAUA